CGAUUCAUAAUCGGAAUAACACACCCCGAACAUGUGCGUGUGUGUGAAAAGCAACAAAUGUUUUUUUUUCAUAUGUGUGCGUGUGCUGAGUUUUGACAAAGAUUUGCCGGCAAACAGCAGGCUGUUUUGAUUUCAUCGCGAUGGAUGCGUCGAACGCACGUGAAAAUUAAAACGAACUGAACUGAGACAUUAUUCGAAAACAGCAUGGCCUCAUCGCGUGACAAAAGAUCCGGCAGUAUCUACAAGUUUCGUGAUGCACUGAUAAAAAAGAUAGAGAAGAAGUUUGAAGAAGAAGAAAGAUUGUUGCGGUUGCAGCGUGAAAAGCAAGCAAACAAUGAACCAUCUGAAGAAGCAGAACCAAGCGCACUAAUGUUGACUUGCGACGAUGAAGAUCCAUUCGCUGACCCCAGCAACGCAACGACCGCAGACGUAGUGAAGGUGCUGCGAACCUUGUCGGUUCAGAUCGAGCAGCUUUCUUGUAAGCAGGAUACAUUCCAACACCAGCUAGACGAAACAAAGAGCCGUGUGACGAAGCUGGAUAGAAGGCUGAACGAAGUGCUUUUCAUGGCUGAAGCGGUGAAGGACGAGUUGAUGUCUGACGAUUUCCAGAAGGCGACGGAGCAGAUCGUUACACCCGUUCCCGGGUUUGAGUUUCAAGCGGUAAGCAACGAGACUGAGCUAAAAGAUCUAGACCACAGACUGGCUACGGACGAGGCGUACAGCAGGAACCUCACCAAAUGGCUGAACGCGAAGAUACUACACCCGGAUCCAAACCAUCGCUUACAUCAAGCGAUGGAGGUGGUUUUCAAGCGCGAGUUUCUGCCGUCGUGUAGUUGGAAGGGGCGAGCCAAACCGGGGCAAUUCAGAAUAUCCAUGAGUGCCCAAAAGUUCAUAAUGGAAUUGUUUCGGGUGGUUGGAAGUAAUCGGUUCAUUACUAUUUCAGAUGAAUUUGUGGCCAAAUUCUUUAUUAAGAAACUACCGUUCGCCAAAGCGCGGCUCAACUUGAAAGGUUAUAGAAGCAGUGUAUGCAAUAGGAAAUCCUAACUAGGCUCAAAUCCGGACACAGUAAACCCAAAUCCGGACGUAAACUAGUUUGGACCGGAACAUAGAUGGAUGCAAGCACCUUUCUUAUGGUAUAGACUUUUUACACAACUUAUAGAGUAAUAAGAAUUUGUUAAAUAUUCUUUAGGAGAACGUGUCGGAUAUAGCGCGUUCAAUGUAUACAUACACUACGACUACUCAUGCACUAUGCAGGACAAGUUAGGUCGUCUAAGGUUUAUGAUAGCAAAUCGUAUCGAAUUAAUACAUAAGAAGCAAAAUACUAAUUGAGCUUAAACUCCUAUGCUAAUCCCUAUCGGAACAAGUUCACGUUUCGUUCCGGAUCCGGAACAGCUACAGGGGCAGUUUGAAAAAUGAAUAAAACUGGGAACUGAUUCAGCACAGAUAGAGUUUUAAUGCCAAUUACAGGGCAGGUUCAAAGACCGUCAUGGGUUCAGUAUCAGUUUUACGAUGGAUAAGCGAUCGUGAUUUCGUUGCGUAGUCCUGUUAACGGGAUAAAUGAAAAAGUAGGCGCCACGUCUCUAUUAAAAAAUGAAUACAAAAAAACAUUUGUUGUCCAUAAUUCUUAAGCUGUAAACGAAUGUUUCCAAACAUGAGGAUAAAUAAUUAUAAAUGUGUAUGAGUGAAUCA
Molecule: messenger RNA, 1689 nt
Organism: Anopheles coluzzii
Lineage: Eukaryota; Metazoa; Arthropoda; Insecta; Diptera; Culicidae
Exons: 2
Coding region: 205-1044 (279 amino acids)
Source: RefSeq, a predicted model, not a curated record